UCUCUGCCUAGCAACCGCGUGCAAAAAAGAGUCCGGUGCUUUUUUGUUCCGCCUGGGGCAACAUGUCGGGCUUCAAUUCGGAGCUCAUCGAGUACCUGGAAGGGAAAAUCUCCUUCGAAGAGUUCGAGCGGCGUCGGGAGGAUCGGAAAAGCGGAGAGAGGAAGGAUAAGGAAAGUGAUGAAAAUUUAGAGGAUCUCGAUGCUCCUUCUACAUCUGGGCAAGGGACAUCCACUAGACUUCAGGCUCAUAGUGAUGCAGAAGAAGAAACAUCAGAUGGGGUCAGUAAAUCUGUCCAUCGUGUCUUUGCUUCCAUGAUGGGAGAGAAUAAAGAUGAGGAAGAGGAAGAAGAAGAAGAGGAGGAGGAAGAGGAGGAAGAAGAAGAGGAACAAGAGGAGGAGGCAAUGUCUACACAGCCUACAGCCGGAGAUGUUUUUGCCCUAGAGAUGGUGCUUAAUAGAGAGACCAAGAAAAUGAUGAAGGAAAAACGACCACGCAGUAAAUUGCCUCGUGCCUUGAGAGGCCUCAUGGGUGAAGCCAAUAUUAGAUUUGCUCGUGGUGAACAUGAAGAUGCCAUUCUGAUGUGCAUGGAAAUCAUAAGACAAGCUCCUCUGGCUUAUGAGCCAUUUUCAACUCUUGCCAUGAUUUAUGAAGACCAAGGAGAUAUGGAAAAAUCUUUGCAGUUUGAAUUGAUUGCUGCUCACUUAAACCCCAGUGACACCGAAGAGUGGGUGAGGCUUGCUGAAAUGUCACUUGAGCAGGACAAUAUUAAACAGGCUAUCUUCUGCUAUGCAAAAGCUCUGAAAUAUGAUCCUACUAAUGUACGCUACUUGUGGGAAAGAUCAAGUCUCUAUGAACAGUUGGGGGAGCAUAAACUGGCAAUGGAUGGCUACAGGCGCAUUUUAAAUCUUCUGACUCCUUUUGAUGGAGAUCGCUUUAUGCAUCUGGCCAGAGACAUGGCAAAGAGUUAUUAUGAAGCCAAUGAUAUCACUGCUGCUAUUGAGAUAAUGGAAGAAGCCUUUAGUAAACACCAGAGUCUUGUAUCCAUGGAAGAUGUUAAUAUAGCUGCUGAACUGUACAUUUCUAACAAACAGUACGAUAAAGCAUUGGCAGUUAUUACAGAUUUUUCUGGAAUUGUGCUUGAGAAGAAAGAGACAGUAAUAAAUUCUUCAGCAGUGGAUAAAGAGGCAGUGGAAAUGCAGGAGGGUCAAGAAGAAAGGUCUGAUGCCCAAGAACCUGUGCCUGGAACCAGUUCUCCAUCUUCAGAAAAGGUGACUUGCUCUAUACCUGACGGUGUUCCCAUUGACAUUACUGUGAAACUCAUGGUGUGUUUAGUUCAUCUGAACAUUUUGGAACCUCUCAAUCUUUUGUUAUCUACGCUAGUGGAACAAAACCCUGAGGAUAUGGGAGAUUUGUACCUCGAUGUUGCAGAAGCAUUUCUUGAUGUUGGAGAAUAUAAUUCUGCUUUACCUCUCCUGAGUUCUCUGGUGUGUUCAGAAAGAUACAACUUAGCUGUUGUUUGGCUCCGUCAUGCAGAGUGCUUAAAAGCACUGGGCUACAUCGAGCGUGCUGCGGAGAGCUAUGCCAAAGUAGUUGACCUUGCUCCCUUGCACCUGGAUGCACGUAUUUCCCUCUCAACCCUCCAGCAGCAGUUGGGCCGGCCUGAGAAAGCCCUGGAGGCACUUGAGCCCAUGUAUGACCCAGAUACGCUGGCACAAGAUGCAAAUGCAGCUCAGCAAGAAUUAAAAUUGCUUCUUCAUCGUUCAACAUUGUUAUACUCUCAAGGCAACCUGUAUGGUUAUGCAGAUUCUUUGCUGACCAUGUUAGCCAUGCUCCUAAAGGUUGCCAUGAACCGCGCUCAGGUGUGUUUAAUAUCCAGUUCAAAGUCUGGAGAAAGGCAUCUCUAUCUCAUUAAAGUGUCAAGAGACAAAAUUUCUGACAAUGAUGAUCAAGAAACAACAAACUGUGAUGCGAAAGCAAUAUUUGUGGUGCUUACAAGUGUGCUGACAAAAGAUGACUGGUGGAACCUCCUGUUGAAGGCAAUCUACGCUUUGUGUGAUCUUUCGCGAUAUAAGGAGGCAGAGCUCCUGGUAGACUCCUCACUGGAAUACUACUCCUUUUAUGAUGAUAGGCAGAAGCGCAAAGAGCUGGAGUACUUUGGCCUCUCUGCUGCAAUUCUGGACAAGAAUUUUAGGAAAGCUUACAAUUACAUCAGGAUAAUGGUCAUGGAGCAUGUCAAUAAGCCUCAGCUUUGGAAUAUGUUCAAUCAAAUCACCAUGCAUUCGCAAGAUGUCCGACACCAUCGCUUCUGCCUUCGGUUAAUGCUGAAGAACCCCGACAAUCAUGCGCUCUGUGUUUUGAAUGGCCACAAUGCUUUUGUGUCCGGUAGUUUCAAGCAUGCUCUUGGGCAGUAUGUACAAGCUUUCCGUACUAACCCAGAUGAGCCCCUCUAUAGUCUCUGCAUAGGCUUGACAUUCAUCCAUAUGGCAUCUCAGAAGUAUGUGUUAAAACGGCAUGCACUCAUAGUGCAGGGUUUCUCUUUCCUUCAGAGGUACCUGGGCCUCCGUGGUUGUUGUCAAGAAUCUUUCUACAACUUAGGUCGUGCCCUUCAUCAACUGGGAUUGGUACAUUUGGCUAUUCACUACUACCAAAAGGCACUGGAACUUCCCCCAUGGAGCUUGGAGGGAAUAGAAGAUGACCAGACAGACUUAAGAAGAGAUAUUGCCUUCAAUUUGUCACUCAUCUAUGAGCAGUGGAAAUGUCAGAAUGGCUCGGCAUCUGCUGUAUACUUAUGGAGCUGUGUAAUGAGAGAGCCAUCACCAGAGCCCAAUAGGCAGGAAGGCAAUAAGGAUAAGGAUGGAUUUCUUUCAUUGCUUUCAAGGGGAGGAGACCGAGCUGGUAUGAGGAUGUUGCCUCCCGCUUUCACAGAGACGGAAACUAUGAAAGACGGAGGAAAUGCCAAAGAUAUGCUUUGGGAGCAUAUCAUUUGUUGUGACUGGUGCCAUUGUACCAAUCAGUGCUCAGGUAUUUGUCUUCUCUGUUGAAUGUAAAGCAUUAAAGUAGACCAGGUAAGCUUUACUCAGUGAAGUUUACAGAGGACAUUCCUGAUAUGGAUUAAUCAGAUCUGACCUGUGACAACCCAGUUGGAAAUGAUGCAGAUUGCAGAUCACUAAAGCCAUAUAAAUGAGCAAAAUAAGUCACAAGGACCAUUUAAGCAUAAGGCAGCUUGGAAAUUAUGCUUAAAAGUACUGUGGAAGCAGAGGCUACUGUGCCUGAAAGAUUUCAGCUUUUUAUAACUUCAGUGGUGUUGGAGCAAAUGGUUGCCUUCCAGAACGAACAUAUAUCCUGCUUUGGAGGAAGAGCAUCAUUUUGAAUUCUGCUGAAAUUCCAAUUCACUUUUUCUAUGUGCAUUUUUCUACUUCAUAAAUAGAUAAAAGUGAGCAUCUCUGUUACUGGAUAUUGUAGCAAUAAAUUAAUGUAAACUGUU
Molecule: messenger RNA, 3484 nt
Organism: Sceloporus undulatus (fence lizard)
Lineage: Eukaryota; Metazoa; Chordata; Lepidosauria; Squamata; Phrynosomatidae
Gene: GTF3C3
Product: general transcription factor IIIC subunit 3
Biological process (GO): transcription by RNA polymerase III
Cellular component (GO): transcription factor TFIIIC complex
Molecular function (GO): protein binding
Source: RefSeq, a predicted model, not a curated record